This is a messenger RNA of Ramularia collo-cygni, 1527 nucleotides long. Its product is annotated as related to acetylhydrolase. The record is from RefSeq and is a predicted model, not a curated record. Bases 1 to 1527 code for a protein of 508 amino acids. Gene Ontology annotation, molecular function: 1-alkyl-2-acetylglycerophosphocholine esterase activity. Lineage: Eukaryota; Fungi; Ascomycota; Dothideomycetes; Mycosphaerellales; Mycosphaerellaceae. The transcript has 4 exons.
AUGGACUCACUUCGACCUCGAUGGCUAGAAGGCCAAUCUUCAUUCUGGGAGCGGAGCGUACAAUUGCUUCGACCACGAUUCACGAUAGGCUACCUACUGUUCUCCCUCGUGGCGCUUUAUGUCCUCUAUUGUUACAUUGUCGGGUCGCCUCUAUUUGCUUCGAGACUUCCAGCUUACACCGGACCAUAUCGUGUUGGCGCCGUCGAUAUUGAAGUGCCUGUGCAAGAACCACGAAAGAUCUCCGAUGCUGUCUUUCUCAAAGACAGCAAACCGGCCUUCCAACUUGACACUGUCCUUUUCACCUUGUAUUAUCCCGCCGCGAAAGGAGUCAGGAGUGUACAUCCGCAUCACAAGUGGUUUCCGAAGCCCAUCAGUCUUAUUGCGAGAGGGUAUGCCAUCGCAGCUCAUUUCGACAACUUCAUCUCGAGGCCGCUGUUCACCUUCAUGCUGUGGGGCCUCGCUAGUAGUAUAACGAUUCCCGCAGAUGUGGAUGUACCUCUGGUACAGUCCUCCGUCAAUGAAGAUGAGCUGUCACGCUUGCCGAUGGUCGUACUAAGUCACGGCGACGUAUCAUCGAGAACCGACUAUACUGCUCUCGUUGGAGAACUUGCAAGUCGUGGAGUUGUCGUUGCGGCAAUUGAGCAUAGAGAUGGAAGCUGUCCAGGCUCUACCGUUCACCUUCCCAAUAACCAGAAGAAAGACGUCCUUCUCUUUCGAGCUGACCAACUCAAGCCGAGCGGCCCCGGAGAUGAGGUAUCCAACGAUGACUGGAGAUUUCAAAAACUAGCAUUCCGAGAUGCUGAAAUCGAAGAGACGGUAUCGGUUCUGCGAGCUCUACAUGCCGGCAAAGGCCGUGGAGUGUUUGACAAGAACUACCGUAAAGAAGGCCAAAACUUGCCAGCCUUCGAAAACCGACUAGACUUCUCCCAUUUGAUUAUUGCUGGUCAUUCUUUCGGAGCGACAGGAGCAAUGCAGGCCUUGAAGAGCGCCAACAAAACGACCGGAAAACGCUGGGACAACCCAGCAGUCGGCGGCAUCAUUCUCGAUCCCGGUAAAUCAUCUGGACGACUGAAUCCCGACAUCGACGUUCCUCUACUCAUCGUCCACUCCCAAUCAUGGUCGAAAACCUACUCUUUAUUCUUUGGAAGACCUCACUUCGACACCGUCAAGGACAUUGCCCAAKCCGUGCUCGAGCGCACUGGCGCCACGUGGUUCAUGACAAGUUUGAAAACAUCCCAUCCAAGCGUCACAGAUGCUCCUUUGAUUGAACCUUUACUCCWCUCCUGGACGACCGGGGCAACAAUCAACGUCAAAGAGGGACUGAGGGAGUACGUGCGAGUCAGUAUGGAUUUCCUCACUUUCCUUCGGAACGGUAGCCGUCGAGGCGUACUGGAUGUUGGUGUCACGCAUGAACAGUAUGGCAGUGAUACUCGAACGGAUCUUCAGAAGGAAAAGAUGGAUCCGAAAACCUCCAAGUAUUGGGAAGUGCAUGUUGCACCGCCGGCGUCCUUUUCGACUGAAGGGUAG